This is a messenger RNA of Aphanomyces invadans, 955 nucleotides long. RefSeq lists its product as hypothetical. The transcript has 4 exons. The record is from RefSeq and is a predicted model, not a curated record. Bases 34 to 876 code for a protein of 280 amino acids. Lineage: Eukaryota; Oomycota; Saprolegniomycetes; Saprolegniales; Verrucalvaceae.
CAACGACCCUAGUCGGAAUUUCCGCCGACUACCAUGUCAACGAUGUCGGUACUUGGGCAGCUUGCCAAGAGCAGGACAGCGCCCAUGUCGUCGCCCAUCGGCUCGGAGAAACCUACUGUCCCACGGCACCGUGGAAGCGUUCCAAACACAAUUGUCAACACUAUUCGAGGGGCGUCGUUCCGGCCGUCGCUUGUCAUGUUUUCGUCCAAACCGAUUGUGCCACACGAAGACCCGUCGACAUCAAGCAUCAUCUCCAACCCUAUCUAUGACGCGUACAAGAAAGCACGCCUUGAAGUUCUUCGCAUGGAGGCGAUAUGGCACCUGCUGGUUACUGGAAUCGAGGUGACCAAGUAUCCCCACCAAGGAGCUGCGCGAACACGAGUCCUGUGGCUUGCAUUAGACGGUCGACUCUGUCUGGGUAAGGCCAAAGGACAGAUCGACUCGGCCAAAGCUAUUUCAUUGUGGAGUAUUGACUGCCUGGAGAGAGGCUGCACUGCCCCACAAUUCAACUUAUCGUUGUCCUGGCGCGAGACGCGAGGUCGCGAACAAACGUGCUUUUCCGUGCGCGGGAAGCACGCCGGUCAAUCGUUUGCGCUGCAAGUGCAAUCUGUUCAUGUUCGCAACGUAAUCGUGGACAACGUGAACACGUUCCUCAACCACAUGCAAGGCGAUGUGGAUGGUGACUUUCCAAAGGCGAUUCGCGUGAGGAUUGCGCAGCAGUUUGCAGCGACUGGAGAAGUGCUCAGCAUUCACGAAGUUCGCGCGGUGCUUCAUCGAGAAGGUUCGGAGGCGUCCAAGUUGCGUCAUGGCUGUCCGUGCCCAAAUUCACAAACGUUUGAUUCGGGUUUCGAGUCCGAAUCCGACUCGGACAGCUAAAGCGCAUAUUAGGUGUUUCGUGAAAAUUUUCGCCGAAACAGCCAAUUGAAACAAAAAAAUGAUGUAUUGUUGAGUCAAA